Molecule: messenger RNA, 1251 nt
Organism: Penicillium macrosclerotiorum
Lineage: Eukaryota; Fungi; Ascomycota; Eurotiomycetes; Eurotiales; Aspergillaceae
Product: CTD-interacting domain-containing protein
Exons: 5
Coding region: 1-1251 (416 amino acids)
Biological process (GO): mRNA 3'-end processing
Cellular component (GO): RNA polymerase II, holoenzyme
Molecular function (GO): RNA polymerase II C-terminal domain binding
Source: RefSeq, a predicted model, not a curated record
AUGGCCUAUACAGAUGACUCUGUCAAGGCAAAGCUCUCAGCUCUGAAUGAGUCUCAAGAGAGUAUUGUCACGGUUGCACAAUGGGUCAUGUUCCACCGGCGUCAUGCUGAUCGAACUGCACAAAUUUGGCUUCAGAAGAUUCGCGACUCAGCUCCCCCCAAACGGCUCAAUCUGAUCUACCUAGCAAAUGAAGUUGCCCAGCAGUCGAAGGCUCGACAAAAAGAGGACUUCAUCAUCGCUUUCUCGCCGAUCAUUGCGGAGGCCACUGCCACAGCCUACAAAGGCGCGUCGAGCGAUAUUCAGUUGAAACUCCGACGGGUGUUGGAAGUUUGGAGACAGCGCAAUGUAUUUGAGGGACCGAUUUUGGAUGCUGUCGAUGCGCGUGUGAACGAGAUUGACAAGACUCGAUCGACGACGAAGAAGCAGCCUCUCGGCGGCUCCUUUUUUAAAGAUAGCUCCGCAGGAGCAACUCCGUCCGAACUCCAGCCACUCGUUCCCCUCCAAGUUGCCCUUACCAAAGUUGCCAUGAGCUCCAACACCUCAUCUACUACUGCGAAUACCGAAUAUGAAAAGUUGAAUAGCCCAGAGGCUCCCAAGCUCACCCCUCCCGUGCACGCCGCGCGCCUUGGUGCAUUAUUAAAAGCACUUGCCCACGCUGAGAGCUCUGUGUCCGAGGUAAUCAAGUCUCGACGCGCUCUGAUCGACGGCCUUGAGAAGUUCCUUGCCACAAACCGCUCCGAACUUAAAAAGGAAGAGUCUCUUGUGGCACAUUUUACAAGCAAGAAGGACGAAACGGAUGCAAAGAGGCGGGAGGUCGAGGAGGCAAUUAUGCGAGGCUAUCCUACGGAUGAGGGCUCCGGAAUGGCGCAAGGCGGCAGUGAAGGCGAUUUUCCUCGUCCGGAGGUUGAGGCAUUGACCCCUCCCCCCGUAGAGGCCAUCACGCCUGUUGGUUCACCUAAGCCCUUGCAAACUCAGGGCCAGAUGACUCAUGGCCCCUUCACCGAAGAUACCGAGAUGCCUCUCCCCGAGGGAUUCACACUCCCCGGCCUCGAGCAGUCUGACAAUGGAAUUGCAUUUCCCGACGCAGCUAGCCUUUCACCGGGUGGCGGUAAUGACUUCGAUCUAGGUGCAAAUGGAGCGGGAGCGAAGAGGCGCAAAACAACUCACGAGGACGAGGAUUAUGCACAAUUCGCAAGCGGGGAUCUAGACGCUGAUGUAGCGGAGAUGAUUGCGCAGGAAGGAAGAAUGUGA